AUGACUACAGUGAAUAAUCAGAUGUUAAAAUUCCGAAUAUUUCGUCGCCGCCAUAGGGUAUCAUUGAUAAUAUCGGUAUUCAUUUCAAUAUUAUUCAUAUUUCUUUUCGUGAACGGAUUGGCGCUUUCUAAUGCAAUUACUACAAAUGAAUCGUUGGUGAAUGAUCCACAUCAAUCCGAAAACAUAUUAACGUACUUGAUUGAAAAGAUGGCCAAAUUUAAUAUAUAUAAGAAGAAAACUGUGCCAUUCGCUAAGACAGAUGCUGCGUCACUGAGCGAAUUCAAUAAUAUGAUGACCACCACAUCGAAUCAGAAUCUAGAUAAGAUGUUGGACGAAACGAAAUUACGAUUGAUACUUGAAUCGUCUAAGAAAAUUGAUCCGAAUGAAAACCGUCUACUGGCUGGUCAUGUUUUUUACCAAUCAAUUUUCAAGGUGUUCUACGAGGGAAAGCCAAAGGUUGAAAAGUUGGAUAGGUAUCUCUCUGACGAGCGUAUUCCGCGUAGUAGAUAUACCACUGGAUCAGAUGAUGAAAUAUUAUUUAAUGAGGAGUACUUAUCAAGGUUUUUACAACUCGACCAAGAGGAGUUAGAUUCAAUGACUGAGUCUCAUAAAUAUGUGGUAGACAAUUUACCUGAUAAAGCCCCUGGAGGAUUGUAUUCAGGUAAUGGGAUUGUCUAUGUUGGUGGUGGGAAAUUCAACUGGUUAACAUUAUUGUCAAUAAAGUCAAUUCGGGCUAUGGGUUCAGAUUUGCCUAUCGAGGUCUUGAUACCCACUUUGGACGAAUACGAGCCUGAAUUGUGUGCCAGAGUAUUCCCGGCCCUUAAUGCCCGCUGUAUCUAUCUUCCAUAUGCCUUGAAUGACCAAAAGGAAGACAGUUAUAUUUCAAAGUUUACUUUUAAAGGUUACCAGUAUAAAGCUUUGGCAAUCUUAUUGCUGAGCUUUGAAAAUGUCUUAUUAUUGGAUAGUGACAAUGUCCCAGUACGUCACCCAGAUAAUCUUUUUGAAGACGAAUCUUUCAAGUCCAACGGGUUAAUUGUUUGGCCGGAUUUCUGGAAGAGGACGACAUCGCCAAACUAUUAUAAAAUUGCAGGCAUAUCACUCAGCACCAAAAAGUUAUAUGAUAGAUACAAUGCUGAAGCUGGUGCAUAUGAGAAACUAGACGAUAGUGUUAAGAAAUUAGAUGUGAAAGAUCUACCAUUGCAUCUAAGAGAAGGCGCUAUCCCUGACCCUAGCUCAGAAUCGGGUCAACUAAUGAUCUCGAAAAAGACACAUAUUAGACCUCUCUUACUAGCAUUGUAUUAUAACUUAUUUGGGCCAACCCAUUUUUACCCUCUCUUCUCGCAAGGUUCCCCGGGUGAAGGAGACAAGGAAACAUUCAUUGCUGCCACGGUAGCAUUGAAAAAGCCCUUCCAUCAAGUUGCACACUUUUUAAAUGCUCUUGGAUAUAUGACGUCUACAGGCUUUGAAGGUACUGGUAUGGGGCAAUUUGAUCCGGUCGAAGAUUAUCUAGUGAGUAAGAAAAGAAAGCUGCUCGAAAACAAAUCAGAAAAAGAACGACUGGCGUUGAUUGAGAGCGACCCAUUAUUGAAGAAUGGACCACGGAUUCUAUUUGUUCACGCAAACUACCCCAAACUAGACCCUUGGGAAUUGAAAACGUCCGGCAAAAUUUUUGAUGAAAAUGGGAACAGGCUCAGAUUAUAUGGAACUGGGGUCAAAGCAAAAUUAGGACACGAUUUCGAGACUGUUCAAUGGACAAACAUGAAAUCCUUGCUUUGUGAAUUGAACAUUCAAGUUAGCAUAUAUAAAAAUGUUGAUAGGGCUGAGCUAUGCCAAGAGAUCAACGAUCAUUUGGAUUUCCUUAAAUCAACAAUAUCUACAUUAGAAUAG
Molecule: messenger RNA, 1887 nt
Organism: Debaryomyces hansenii CBS767
Lineage: Eukaryota; Fungi; Ascomycota; Pichiomycetes; Serinales; Debaryomycetaceae
Gene: MNN21
Product: alpha-1,2-mannosyltransferase MNN2
Exons: 1
Coding region: 1-1887 (628 amino acids)
Biological process (GO): mannan biosynthetic process
Cellular component (GO): Golgi apparatus
Molecular function (GO): alpha-1,2-mannosyltransferase activity
Source: RefSeq, a predicted model, not a curated record